Molecule: messenger RNA, 1485 nt
Organism: Anastrepha ludens (Mexican fruit fly)
Lineage: Eukaryota; Metazoa; Arthropoda; Insecta; Diptera; Tephritidae
Product: probable WRKY transcription factor protein 1
Exons: 3
Coding region: 3-461 (152 amino acids)
Source: RefSeq, a predicted model, not a curated record
CAAUGGCAUUCAAACAAGGCUUACUACCCACGGCAUCGUCCAUCUACCAAAGGAACAAUAAUCGACGGUUGCAAAAUAUGAGUGUAUUGGGUAGUAGUGUUGGUGGUGGUGGUGGUGGUGGUAUAAUUGGCGGCGAGAAACCGUUGACAUUUUCAACAUCCAAAUCGACAACUAUUAAUGCCAACACCAAUCAGAAUCUGAUACUUCAAAAUCAUUAUACAAAUUAUACAAAUUGCGACAACCAAAAUAGAAAUAGUUGUUACAAUGCUGCUGCCGCUGCCGCCGCCGCUCCCACAGUCACAGCCACCAUUCCCAAUAGCAACGACAACAACAAUUAUAGUUUUAAUAGUUCAUGCAACACAACCACUGAUGUCAAUAGCCACGUGAACGCUGAUGAAGCUGAUGACAACGACGAUCUGUUGAUGAUGACCGAUAACACUACAACAACUAUUAAUUCGUAAAUCUUAUACUUAUAAGGAUUCAUAUAUAUACAUACAUAUAUAAAUACAUCUAUAUAUAUAGCCUAGUUUGUAAGGACUCUCUGGAAGCGAGUAGGUCUGGUUAUGUUAACCACACUCAUUUGCGUGUACAAAAAAGUACAGCAUAUGGAAUAACUCCUCAACUCGUUUUAACUUUUAACUACAAUCUUUUUGGUGUUUCGUACAAUUUCACUGUAUUGAUCUAUCUACAAACAUACAUACAAAUAUGAUGGUUUAUUUUGGAAGGAUGCAUAAACUUCCACAUCCAGCACUAGCACUAGCAUAUUGUUCGAUUGACCCGCUAUGCGCUUCUGGGCACGUACUACGGCCAUCAUGCAGGGAAUGCAGUGACAUUGUUGGCAUUUUGUCUUAUUGGCCACACAUUAAUUGGCAACACAUGGAACCUUCUCCCAACCCAUAGAACCAACCCUCUUAAGCAACUCUACGCGGAUAACAAUUCGUAAUAAUUGUUAUUUAACUCUUUUUUUUUGCAGCGCUUGUGCAAUGCAGCAGAGAGAGAGAGAGAAAGAGUGUGUGAUGCAAGCGCUGUUGCACCAUCUGACAACAAAAGCAACAAUAACACCAAGAUCAAAAACCAAGCGAUUUUUUUAUUUUAGGGUUUAUAUCAUCAAUCGACCAAUGAUGACCAACCAACACAUGACUUGACUAUGGUUUUGGUUAUGGCCUACUUCCACUAUCUCUAACUCAUACAAUCUACAUAGACUAGACAACUAAAUACUGCUAAAGAACAUUUUUUUUACUACACUUUUUGAAGAAAAUGAAAAACAAAAAUGACUAUCUUAAUAACAAUCACAACCUUCUCCACACCAUUUCACUUCACUCCACUCCUUUCCACUCCACUCUACUAUAAUCCAUCUCGGCUCGUCUUAACGUAAAAUUUAAGCUCGCCUGUUAAUUGAAAUUAAAAACAAAUACAAAAUGCAAGUAUAUUGAAAGUGUUACUUAAAGCUGAAAAAAGCCGAAAAAACAAAGAAGCAACAAUGAA